Messenger RNA from Zingiber officinale, 1473 nucleotides. RefSeq lists its product as uncharacterized. The transcript has a single exon. The record is from RefSeq and is a predicted model, not a curated record. NCBI's taxonomy places the organism in Eukaryota, Viridiplantae, Streptophyta, Magnoliopsida, Zingiberales, Zingiberaceae. Bases 79 to 1317 code for a protein of 412 amino acids.
AAGAACCAGACCACCCAUCUUCUCUUUCUAUGCGCCCGCCCAUUUAUACCUCCUCGAGAAUCCCAAUCCGACACCGCCAUGGUCGACGUUGACCGCCGGGUGACCGGCCUUGCCACGGCCCACGCCGCUGGACUUCGCCGUCUCUCCGCCCGUGCUGCCGCAUCUGCGCCCGCCUCGCCUUCCUUCUCCGUCUCCCACCGCGGUGGUCUCCUCUCCUUCCGCCCCCUCGCCGAAUCCAUCCUCGCGCGCCUCCGCGCCGCCUCCAUCCCCGUCCUAUCCGGACUCUCCGACGCCGAGCUCGCCAGCCUCGAGGCUGACCUAGGAUUCUCCUUUCCGCCGGACCUCCGAGCCCUUCUCUCCCUCGGCCUCCCAUCGGCUCCAGGCUUCCCUGACUGGCGCUGUCCGGACGCCUCCCAUCAUCGUCGCUGCAUCCUACUCCGCGCCGGCUUCGACCUCCCCCUAGCCGCCGCCUCCCUCCAAGUCGCCCGCGGCGCGCUCUGGCCGCGGUCGUGGGGUCCCCGCCCGGCGGACCCCGACAGGGCUCUCCGCCUAGCUCGCGCCGCCCUCCGACGCGCGCCGCUUCUCAUCCACCUCUUCGACCGCUGCUACCUCCCCGCCACCCCUUGCCUCGCCGGCAACCCCGUCUUCUACGUCGACGAGCACAAAGUCUUCUGCUGCGGCCUUGACCUCGCCGACUUCUUUCAAAAGGAGCCCGCUUUUCGUAUCGCCUCUGAUUCGCGCGAUCCGCUGUCUUAUCCCAUCCGAUCCCUAAAUCUCCCUCUUCCGCCGCCUCGUGCCCGGCGGAGCCUGGACGCCGUGUCCGGGAGGACACCGCGGUGGAUCGAGUUUUGGAGCGACGCCGCCUCCAAUCGCCGCCGGCGGAACUCCUCCUCUUCCUCCUCCUCCUCCUGCGGAUCGGCUUCACCAGAUCGGCUCGUGGAGAUCCGAUCUCCGAAGCAGCUACCCACCUGGGUCGACGGCUACCUGGACCAAGUCGGAUCUGUGCUCCGGUCGGCCGGGUGGGACGACUCGGAAGUGAGCGAGAUCGUCCUCGUUCCGGCGUCGGGAAUGUUCGACAACGAGCACGAGGCGGAGACGGCGAUCGACUUUGAGGCGGCAAUGGACGCGCUGCUUGUGAAGGCGGAUCACUGCUCCGACUCGCUGAGGCGAGCAGGGUGGAGCUCCGACGAAGUCUCCGAGGCUCUGGGAUUCGACUUCCUGCAGCAGCGGCCGAGGGGGAAGAGGCAACCGACGAAGAUACCGCCGGAGAUCACCCUGAAGGCGGAGAAGCUAGCGAAGGCGGUGUCCAGAUCGUGAUGACGGUGUCCAGAUCCACAACCCUUUUUUUCCCUACUUCCUUUUAACAAACUCCGGUAUUUAUACGGUAACGGGAAGCCGUAUAAAGAUGACGAGAGGAGAUGUACAUGUAUAAAUCAUACUGCCCGUUUUAAUAUAUAAGGUUUAUAUUUCAUC